CGCGCCCGCCCUUAUAAGCGCGGCGGCGGCGGCGGCGGAGCGCGGAGCGGCGCGGCGCGGGAUGGGCUCCGCGCACUCGCUGCCCGCCGAGAUGCGGGCGCUGGCCGACAAGACCGGCUUCACGUCUGACCAGAUCGAGCACCUUCACCGGCGCUUCAAGCAGCUGAGCCGCGACCAGCUGACCAUCCGCAAGGAGAAUUUCGACAGCAUCCCCGACCUGGAGUUCAACCCCAUCCGGACGAAAAUCGUCCAUGCCUUUUUUGACAAGCGGAACCUGCGGCCGGAAUCGGACGGGCUGGCGGACGAGAUCAACUUCGAGGACUUCCUGACCAUCAUGUCCUAUUUCAGACCCAUUGAGACGAGCAUGGACGAGGAGCAGCUCGAUCGCUUCCGCAAAGACAAACUCAAAUUUCUCUUCCACAUGUACGACUCGGACCGCGACGGGAAGAUCACGCUGCAGGAGUACAGAAACGUGGUGGAGGAGCUGCUCUCCGGCAACCCGCACCUGGAGAAGGAGGCGGCGCGGUCCAUCGCGGACGGGGCCAUGAUGGAGGCGGCCAGCAUCUGCGUGGGACAGAUGGGGCCCGACCAGGUGUAUGAGGGCAUCACCUUCGACGACUUCCUUAAGAUGUGGCAGGGGAUCGACAUCGAGACCAAGAUGCACGUCCGCUUCCUCAACAUGGAGCCCAUCGCCCACUGCUACUGAGGAGGAGGAGGAGGAGGAGGAGGAAGAGGGCCGCGCGGCAGCCCCCGGCGCUGCACAUUUCAGCCCCAGCCGUGUGCCUGUGCCACGCGCUGCGUUCGGCCCUCUGGAAAUGUAAGCGGCUCCCGCCAACUUUUAGCUGCAAUAAAAUGCAUUUCUCUUUUUA
Messenger RNA from Dromaius novaehollandiae (emu), 869 nucleotides. It is a transcript of the gene TESC, whose product is annotated as tescalcin. Gene Ontology annotation, molecular function: phosphatase inhibitor activity; calcium ion binding. Gene Ontology annotation, cellular component: plasma membrane; nucleus; cytoplasm. The transcript has 8 exons. NCBI's taxonomy places the organism in Eukaryota, Metazoa, Chordata, Aves, Casuariiformes, Dromaiidae. Gene Ontology annotation, biological process: protein localization to plasma membrane; positive regulation of granulocyte differentiation; regulation of cell adhesion mediated by integrin. The coding region runs from base 62 to 706 and encodes 214 amino acids. The record is from RefSeq and is a predicted model, not a curated record.